GUUUGAGGCGAAGCCUAGCGACUCGCAGUGCUGGUUCCGCAGCUUCACCUCUUUUUUUUUUAACUCCGCCAGAGGACCCCGACCCACAGAUCCCGGUUGCUCCGCUGGUCAAAGUGCGUGCGGACUAGUUGGCAAAGUUGAGAGCGGCGACGUCUCUGGGAACAGCUGUUUGCGUUCGGGGCGGAGGCGGCGCGCGAGCUCCUUGGCCUCGAGCCAGCGAGCCUAGAAGGAGGAUGGAGGUUCUGGGCCCCAGGGGAGGACACAGAGACGGCGGGAUGGCGCGGGGACUUGAGGCUUGAGAUCCCGUCCUUCAGCUCAGGUCCCGUCGCGCUUUUACCCCUUCCCGGUGACCUCAACCCCUUUAUACCGACCCCACCUCUUUGGAGCCGGGAGUACCGCCCCUGUAGGGGGAGGGGAGAGGAGGCGAUUUCGAACGCGGAUUGGGUCGUCUGGGCACCCGUAGUUGGGAACUGCGGAACGCUGGUCCCGGGGACUGAGUAAGGUGUCCGGGUCGGAGGGAGGUUCGGGUGGGCCUCGGGCGGCUGGAAGAGCCCGACUUGUCCCGCUGGGAAAGCGCAAGUCUGAGUGGAACCCUGGACGACUUGCAGAGCGGCUGGCGCAGUCAUGGCGGACUACUGGAAGUCACAGCCAAAGAAAUUCUGUGAUUACUGCAAGUGCUGGAUAGCAGACAAUAGGCCUAGCGUUGAAUUUCAUGAAAGAGGAAAGAAUCAUAAGGAAAAUGUGGCAAAAAGAAUCAGUGAGAUUAAACAGAAAAGCCUGGAUAAGGCAAAGGAAGAAGAAAAGGCAUCAAAGGAGUUUGCUGCAAUGGAGGCAGCUGCCCUGAAAGCAUACCAAGAGGAUUUGAAAAGACUUGGCUUAGAGUCAGAAAUUUUGGAGCCAAGCAUAACACCAGUAACCAGCACUAUCCCACCUACCUCGACAUCAAAUCAACAGAAAGAAAAGAAAGAAAAGAAAAGAAAAAAAGAUCCUUCAAAGGGCAGAUGGGUAGAAGGCAUAACCUCUGAGGGUUACCAUUACUAUUAUGAUCUUAUCUCGGGAGCAUCUCAGUGGGAGAAACCUGAAGGAUUUCAAGGAAACUUAAAAAAGACAGCAGUGAAGACCGUUUGGGUAGAAGGUUUAAGUGAAGAUGGUUUUACCUAUUAUUAUAAUACAGAAACAGGAGAAUCCAGAUGGGAGAAACCUGAUGAUUUCAUUCCACACACUAGUGAUCUGCCUUCUAGUAAGGUCAAUGAAAAUUCACUUGGCACCCUAGAUGAAUCCAAAUCAUCAGAUUCGCAUAGUGAUUCUGAUGGGGAACAGGAAGCAGAAGAAGGAGAGGUCUCUACAGAGACAGAAAAGCCAAAAAUAAAGUUUAAGGAAAAAAAUAAAAAUAGUGAUGGAGGAAGUGACUCAGAAACACAGAAAGAAAAAAGUAUUCAGAAACAGAAUUCAUUAGGUUCAAAUGAAGAAAAAUCGAAAACUCUUAAGAAAUCAAACCCAUAUGGAGAAUGGCAAGAAAUUAAACAAGAGGUUGAGUCUCAUGAGGAGGUAGAUUUGGAACUUCCAAGCACUGAAAAUGAGUAUGUAUCAACUUCAGAAGCUGAUGGUGGUGGAGAACCCAAAGUGGUAUUUAAAGAAAAAACAGUCACUUCCCUUGGAGUUAUGGCAGAUGGAGUGGCCCCAGUCUUCAAAAAGAGAAGAACUGAAAAUGGAAAAUCUAGAAAUUUAAGGCAACGAGGUGAUGAUCAAUAGUUGUAGGAGAGCUUUUUGUAUAUGCAUUUAGGACAGAAUGGAGACUUAUACAUCCAAAGUUUAUCUGUGUUUGUUUGUAAGUAUUUUGAUGCUAAAAAUUUAGAUUUAUUCUAAAUGUAUUUGAUGUGAAUUAAAAUAAAUAUUUUUUCAUGUGAAAUUUAUUUCGGUUCCUAAAAUGGAAGCCUACCACAUUGCAUUGUAAUACAGUGUAUUAUGUUCAGUGUCUAAAAACUGCUAAUUAAGUCAUAAUUUAAGAUGCUAUGUAUCUGUUAUUUAAAACAUGGAGAAACAGGGCCUUUAUUCCAUUCAUAUUCAUAUGAGCAUAUUUAUCCUGCAUUGAAAAUGCAUUACUUUUGCACAUUGAUAUUAACUGUUGUCCAACAAAUAAGUAUCGGAGUACAUGAGAAUAUUCACAGCCCAGUGAUGAUUUGGUUCUGAGGCUGAUGUGAGAAAGCUGAUGUAAAAAAUGUAUGCAUAUUCGCUUACCUUACUCAAUUUAAAGUCAAAAGCCAACAGCCAGGGGCAGCUCAGGUACUUCAGAUGUGCUUAAUAUGGAGUGAAAACUGGACCAGAGGUGGAAAGGUGUAUUUGCCCCAGUUCACUUCAAAGCAGCAAACCUUGUUUAAGCAUUUGAGUUUGAACCAGGCAUUGUGUUAGGAAUCCAGGGAUAAAGAUGAAUGAAAUGUAUUUCUGUUCUUCAGGAGUUCACAUUCUAGCAUAUGCCUUUUUCCCCCCAGUCAUGCACUCUUUUUAGCAGCCUUAUAUGUACUAGAAAAGAUUUUUUAAAGUUUAUUUAAAGCUGUGUAGAUGAAGGCUUGAUCUAAAAUAGUAUAAGGUCUCCAACUUCAGUAAAAGUUUUUAGUGUUUACUUAAAUUAGUAAUUUCUCACUUUCUGUCUGGUUAAAAUGUCUUAAAAAGUAGAAUUUUCUUCUUUAAUCCAUUUAGUAGUUACCUCCCUUUUACUUUUCAAAUUCACAAAAUUACAUUUCUCAUAAAUUGUAUAGUAUUUAACUUAUAAUAGUUAAUAUUUGUCUUUUUAAGAUUACUAGUGUACAUGUAAAAAAAUAGCUUAUUAAAAACUUGAUCAAAGAAUAAGUUAAA
Messenger RNA from Pongo pygmaeus (Bornean orangutan), 2853 nucleotides. RefSeq names its product WW domain binding protein 4 (gene WBP4). Bases 625 to 1752 code for a protein of 375 amino acids. Gene Ontology annotation, biological process: mRNA splicing, via spliceosome. Gene Ontology annotation, molecular function: RNA binding; protein binding; zinc ion binding. NCBI's taxonomy places the organism in Eukaryota, Metazoa, Chordata, Mammalia, Primates, Hominidae. The record is from RefSeq and is a predicted model, not a curated record. The transcript is spliced from 10 exons. Gene Ontology annotation, cellular component: nucleus; precatalytic spliceosome.